This is a messenger RNA of Pectinophora gossypiella (pink bollworm), 1387 nucleotides long. Its product is annotated as CLIP domain-containing serine protease B9-like. The record is from RefSeq and is a predicted model, not a curated record. Gene Ontology annotation, biological process: proteolysis. The transcript is spliced from 10 exons. Bases 1 to 1323 code for a protein of 440 amino acids. Gene Ontology annotation, molecular function: serine-type endopeptidase activity. NCBI's taxonomy places the organism in Eukaryota, Metazoa, Arthropoda, Insecta, Lepidoptera, Gelechiidae.
AUGACACGAAGGGCUACCUCCGCUAGCCGUGCGCUAGCGCUGUGUCAGCAUCUACAAUUUGAUCUGCUUCAAGGUGUGUCGGUAUGCCGCGGGUUCAUCGAAUGCGCUGACGACCCGAACUUCGAGCCGGCCACUGGUCUUCUUCAGUACCUGCAGUUCACUUGGCUUGGCACCCUGCAAUAUAUUAAUAUAAAGAGUGGCGCCCCCCACUUCUUCCGCGUCCCCCGUGUCGUGAUGAUCAGCAGGCGGUUCGUGCUGUCCGCUGCUGCUGAUGCAGCCGAUGUUCCUGAGGGGUAUGCUCUAGGCAACAUAGUCUUCGGGGACUACGAGAGAGAUGAAGAGGAGUGCGAUAUGACAGACGAGGAGGUGGCGAAGUCUGGCUCCUGCGACAUCUCUCUGCUGCUGAUGCCGAUAGCUGACGUACUCAUUCAUCCCGAAUACAAACACUUCAAGGUCAAACACAGCAUCGCUUUGUUGAAAAUGGUUACUAAUGUCCAGUCUAAGUAUAUGCUGCCGGUAUGUCUCCCGUUCAAGGACUUCGUCGCAAAGAAUGUAGAUGACAAGCAUAUGAUUGAUAAGUACUACCAUGUCGACUUCACUAGUGAGGUCCCCAGAGAUGUUGUCGACGAAUCUAAAUAUGUUGUUACACUUAACAUGGUGCCUAUAGACAAGUGUCACUUAUUGGAUGAUCGUAACCAGAACAAGACUGUUGAUGUCAGACUGGCCUGUUCCAAUUCAUGUGGUUUGCGGUCUGGAGCGCCGACUGUGGUUCAUGAACACACGGGACAUUGGAGCAUUGUUUCUUUGGCACAAGGCGGUUCCCCCUGUCCAGACCCCCUGAGGUCGGAGCGCUCGGCGCCUCCUCCAACGCAUACCAUGCUGUACCCCUACGUGCCGUGGAUCACCAGCGCCAUCAGCGGGAGGACAUACAGCAGCUUCUACAAGGACGACCCUUUCGGGUACAUAAUGCCGCGUACAUACUUGCCCAACAAGCUACGUGAGGCUAAGGGCUGGAUCGGAAAGUGGUGGAUGGGAGGCUUCCGCUGUUACGACCGUGGCAGUUUCGCAGACGACCUGUUCCGAUUCUACCACGAGCACUUCUCAGUUAACCCCGUCAUCGAGACGUAUCUCACUUACUACAUCGAGUUGGAUGCUCCUAACGACGUGUCCGUCGUGUGCGUGAAGGUCGGAGUUCCGUAUCGGCUGGCUGAACCCAAAGUAUUUGAAUUGGACACUUCCAGUAUAAAGCUGAUCGUGAAAUUGAAGAAGUUCACCAGGUCAUACAAAUUUGAAGUGGAAGCUUGGGGCAAAAAGAAAGGGUAGUUAUAGGUAAAAAGUAGAGAAGCAAUUUAGGUAGCAACAUAAUUCUAAACAUAAUAAUGAUAUA